ACUGACUGCUUUCUCCCAUGUGCUUUAUUCUUCCUAGUAACAGCUUUGCGGAUCCUGAGGGACACCAGAGGACCAGCGUGGGGGCACCAGUGGCGGAUCUGGGAGUCGAGCUGAGAGUUCCUGCUUCCUGGUUCCCUGGAGCAAGAAGUGUCCUUCGUUGGGAGUCGCGGGAAGGGAGCAGCCCUUCCUGCACGCCGGGCGCCCGCCCCUUCCCCGGUCUUUCACCCCGAGGGUGUCAGGACGGAGGCAGGGGCUGGGUCCUCCUGGGAGACACCCCAUUCAGGCAGAAAGUAAAGUUUUCGGCUCCGGGGAAAGGGAGUCGGGGCUCCGCCCGGAGGAAAAGAAGCAGAGGGGCGAAGAGAGUUGGAAGAGAACUGGGGCUGAGACCAAAGGAAAAAUGCGUGGCGGGGAGCGACUGGGCUGGUCGCAGAGGUCCUGGUCCCAGAACUGGGAUCUCGAGGCCCGCGUCCCCGCCUGGGCGCGCUCAGCCUCCCCCACCGCCGCCUGCCAGCGACCCGCCCCAACCCCGCCCCGCGGCCCAGCCCGGCCCCUCACCGGCCGCCCCCUCCCGGGCGUCCCAGUCUCCUCCCCGAGGUGCCGGUGGCAGGGCCGCCACUCCCUCCGGCUCCCUCCCUCGGCUGCGCGCAUCUCAUACCAGCCUUCAUUCCGCACAUUCCAGGCGUCCUCCUGGCAAACUUGAAGCCAGGGGGUGGGGAGGGCCGCAGCUCCCGGUUCCGUCGCCCGCCGCCGCCGCCGCAUCCCGGUCAGGGUCUCAUGAAGUUGCCAAGGCUGGCCUCCAACUGGCGAUCCUUCUGCCUCAGCCUCUGAAGCAUCUGGGAUUACAGGCAAACACAGGUCCAGCGGGCGCUCCUCCAAGCGGAGCCUUGGAGGGCAACGCCGGCACCAUUACCUCCAACGAGUGGAGCUCUCCUAACUCCCCUGAGGGGAGCAGCGUCUCUGGAGGCAGUCAGGCACUGGACAAGCCCAUCGACAACGAUGCAGAGGGCGUGUGGAGCCCCGACAUUGAGCAGAGCUUCCAGGAAGCUCUGGCCAUCUACCCACCCUGCGGUCGGCGCAAAAUCAUCCUGUCAGAUGAGGGCAAGAUGUACGGUCGAAAUGAGCUGAUUGCCCGUUACAUCAAGCUCCGGACAGGGAAGACCCGCACCAGGAAGCAGGUCUCCAGUCACAUCCAGGUGCUGGCUCGUCGCAAAGCCCGAGAGAUCCAGGCCAAGCUCAAGUUUUGGCAAGGAGCUUUGCCAGGCCAAGCUGGAACAUCCCAUGAUGUGAAACCCUUCUCUCAACAAACCUAUACUGUCCAGCCUCCACUGCCUCUGCCAGGGUUUGAGUCUCCUGCAGGACCCACCCCAUCGCCCUCAGCACCCCCAGCACCCCCAUGGCAGGGCCGCAGUGUGGCCAGCUCCAAGCUUUGGAUGUUGGAGUUCUCUGCCUUCCUGGAGCAGCAGCAGGACCCAGACACGUACAACAAGCAUCUGUUCGUGCACAUCGGCCAGUCCAGCCCCAGCUACAGCGACCCCUACCUCGAAGCCGUGGACAUCCGCCAGAUCUACGACAAGUUCCCGGAGAAGAAGGGCGGGCUCAAGGAGCUCUUUGAACGGGGACCCUCCAAUGCCUUUUUCCUCGUGAAGUUCUGGGCAGACCUCAACACCAACAUCGAGGACGAGGGCAGUUCCUUCUAUGGAGUCUCCAGCCAGUAUGAGAGUCCCGAGAACAUGAUAAUCACCUGUUCUACCAAGGUCUGCUCAUUCGGCAAGCAGGUGGUGGAGAAAGUUGAGACAGAGUAUGCCCGUUAUGAGAAUGGCCACUACUCAUACCGCAUCCACCGGUCCCCACUCUGCGAAUACAUGAUCAACUUCAUCCACAAGCUGAAGCAUCUGCCCGAGAAGUACAUGAUGAACAGCGUGCUGGAGAACUUCACCAUCCUGCAGGUAGUCACCAACAGAGACACACAGGAGACCCUGCUGUGCAUCGCAUAUGUGUUUGAGGUGUCGGCCAGCGAGCAUGGGGCUCAACACCACAUCUACCGGCUGGUGAAAGAAUGAGAGACUCAGGGAGCAGGGAGGGGGGGUAGACGUGUGUGCAGGAAAUGGGGACAUGGGGAGGGGACCUGCAGGGACAUCCCCCUGAAGUGCUAAGUGAGCUGAGCAGAGUGGUCAUGAUUCUUCCUGGCAGAAAGAAACAGUGCCUGAUCCUGCAAUGCCCAUCCCCAAAUAAACCCAAGAUGUGUAUUUUCAGAG
Molecule: messenger RNA, 2255 nt
Organism: Ictidomys tridecemlineatus (thirteen-lined ground squirrel)
Lineage: Eukaryota; Metazoa; Chordata; Mammalia; Rodentia; Sciuridae
Gene: Tead4
Product: TEA domain transcription factor 4
Biological process (GO): embryonic organ development; hippo signaling; regulation of transcription by RNA polymerase II
Cellular component (GO): transcription regulator complex
Molecular function (GO): DNA-binding transcription factor activity, RNA polymerase II-specific; RNA polymerase II cis-regulatory region sequence-specific DNA binding
Source: RefSeq, a predicted model, not a curated record